AUGUACCGAUUUCCGAGCAACAUCAACAACAACGAGAUGAUCAAGAAGAAGAGACUAACGAGUGGACAAUUAGCUUCACUUGAACGUAGUUUUCAAGAAGAGAUCAAAUUAGAUUCAGACAGGAAAGUUAAGCUGUCUAGAGAGCUUGGUUUGCAGCCACGUCAGAUAGCGGUUUGGUUCCAAAACCGCCGUGCACGGUGGAAGGCAAAGCAGCUCGAGCAGUUGUACGACUCUCUUAGGCAAGAGUACAACGUCAUUUCAAGAGAGAAGCAAAUGUUACACGAGGAGGUGAAGAAGCUGAGAGCUAUAUUAAGAGACCAAGGUUUGAUCAAGAAGCAAAUAUCCGGUGAGACAACCAGAGUUUCCGGUGGUGAAGACACGGCGGAGAUUCCAUCGGUGGUUCCUCAUCCAAGAACGGAGAAUCUGAAUAGCAAUCAGAUUUAUGGUAUUGAUCAAUACAACAAUCCGAUGCUUGUUGCUUCCUCUUGCUGGCCUCCUUACCAGUGA
Messenger RNA from Arabis nemorensis, 507 nucleotides. The record is from the annotation of a GenBank genome assembly. NCBI's taxonomy places the organism in Eukaryota, Viridiplantae, Streptophyta, Magnoliopsida, Brassicales, Brassicaceae.